AUGGUGCCUGACCACUUGAUACAGGCAGCGCCAGACGCCGCUUUCCGCCAUGACGCCCUCAAGUUAGAAGACCCGUCCCUCGAGCAGGUCAUAGAACUAGCCUAUAAGUUCGAAAUUUCUACAGCCGCCGAUCGUCGACUGGAGUCUUGGGCAGAUGUAGCUGCAAUCCGUGACGACGACAUGACGGACACCGAAGACGUCGCAGCAAUCCAGGGCUUAACAUCGCGCUCCUCCCGCCGCCGCGGUCGGAGACCGCCUCCACAACAAGACACAGAGUCGCACCAUCCUGGCCGGAGCCAGAAGCCACUGCAGCAACAACCCAACCAGCAACGUCGUCGGCAUCAGUCGCCGCCACCAGCACCACCAACACAGCAGCCGCAGCUGAAGGACCAGCUUCCCGGCCCCUCUUCGGCGCCUCCCCAACAGCCAAUGGCCACCGAUGAAGAUGAACCGAUGCCACUGGUCCCACCCAUGCCGCCAUCGCAACCAAGGUCGCCUCACAGACACAGGGAAAGUAGGAGUACUCCGCCGACCUCCGCCGGCUUUAUAAGGCCAACGCAGCAGCAGUACAGCCAGUUCCUCGCCGAGCUAGGACCAACUCUGACGGACCUCACCGACGCUGUUGAUGAAUAG
This is a messenger RNA of Schistocerca piceifrons (Central American locust), 633 nucleotides long. RefSeq names its product basic salivary proline-rich protein 3-like. Bases 1 to 633 code for a protein of 210 amino acids. The transcript is spliced from 3 exons. The record is from RefSeq and is a predicted model, not a curated record. Lineage: Eukaryota; Metazoa; Arthropoda; Insecta; Orthoptera; Acrididae.